Chaetura pelagica (chimney swift) is the source of this 1374-nucleotide messenger RNA. It is a transcript of the gene SGMS1, whose product is annotated as sphingomyelin synthase 1. Gene Ontology annotation, biological process: sphingomyelin biosynthetic process; ceramide biosynthetic process. Lineage: Eukaryota; Metazoa; Chordata; Aves; Apodiformes; Apodidae. The coding region runs from base 51 to 1292 and encodes 413 amino acids. Gene Ontology annotation, cellular component: endoplasmic reticulum membrane; Golgi membrane. The transcript has 5 exons. Gene Ontology annotation, molecular function: protein binding; ceramide cholinephosphotransferase activity; sphingomyelin synthase activity. The record is from RefSeq and is a predicted model, not a curated record.
GCUGCCCAAUUUAAAACCCAGGUCAGACUGUGCCCUGGCUGCCUGGCGAGAUGAAAGAAGUGGUGUUGUGGUCACCCGAGGAGGUGACAAACUGGCUGAUGGAAAACGCCGUUCCGGAGUAUUGUGAGCCGCUGAAGGGCUUCACCGGGCGGGAUCUGAUCAACCUCACGGAGGAGGAUUUUAAGAAGACUCCUCUCUCCCGGGUGUCUUCUGACAGUGGCCAGAGGCUCUUGCACAUGAUUGAAACUUUGAAAAUGGCUGACCACAUGGAGGCUCACAAAAACGGGCACGUCAAUGGGCACGUCCGCGUCGGUGGGAGCAAAACCCCCCGUGAGAACGGCUUCGGCAGCAAACUGAAGCUGAACGGAACGCCUAAUGGGUAUAAGAAGGAGAUGAUAAAGAUCCCCAUGCCAGAGCCAGAGCGCUCACAGUACCCUAUGGAGUGGGGCAAGACUUUCCUGGCUUUUAUUUAUGCACUUUUUUGUUUCGUCUUUACCACAGUGACUAUAUCAGUCGUUCACGAACGAGUGCCUCCCAAGGAGGUGCAGCCUCCCCUACCAGAUGCAUUUUUUGAUCGCUUUGAUCGGGUGCAAUGGGCUUUUUCUAUCUGUGAAAUCAACGGCAUGAUCCUUGUAGGACUGUGGUUUGUUCAGUGGCUGCUCUUAAAAUACAAGUCUAUAAUUAGCAGAAGGUUUUUCUGUAUCGUUGGCACACUGUACCUGUACCGCUGUAUCACCAUGUAUGUGACUACACUCCCAGUACCUGGCAUGCAUUUCAAGUGCUCUCCAAAGCUUUUUGGAGACUGGGAAUCUCACCUGCGAAGGAUAAUGAAGUUGAUUGCUGGGGGAGGAUUGUCCAUCACAGGGUCCCACAACAUGUGUGGUGACUACCUGUACAGCGGGCACACCGUCAUCCUCACGCUCACCUACUUGUUUAUCAGAGAGUAUUCCCCUCGGCGACUCUGGUGGUAUCAUUGGUUUUGCUGGGCACUCAGCAUGGUUGGGAUGUUCUGCAUCCUCCUUGCUCAUGACCACUACACUGUGGACGUGGUGGUGGCUUACUACAUCACUACAAGACUUUUCUGGUGGUACCACACAAUGGCCAACCAGCAAGUGCUAAAAGAAGCUUCCCAAACAAACCUCCUUGCAAGGGUCUGGUGGUACAAGCCCUUCCAGUACUUUGAAAAGAAUGUCCAAGGAAUCGUACCUCGUUCCUACUACUGGCCCUUCCCCUGGCCGGUGCUGCACCGGGGCAGGCAGGUGAAGUACAGCCGCCUGCUGGGUGACACAUAGCGGUGUGUCCGGGGACAGCGAGGGGAAAGGACCUGUCCCAAGUGCUAAGAACUCCAGAAGAGAAGAUGCCAUAAAAAAAAAC